AUGCUAACCUUUCAUUGCCCGAAUGUAGGCUGUCGUGCUGGAACACAAUGCCCUUUCCACCAUGUUGAACCCAAAGAAGGAUCCAAGUCUACCAAAGUGCAACAUGAGGGUGAACUACCUAAAGCCUCAACCACGUCUUCUGCCGCGGAGGACUUGCAUCUUCCCCAACGGCCAAAGCCCACUGGCUCAAGACCACCUCCCCGUCAAAAGCCAGUAUCACAGCUACAACAAACUGAUCCACGCGAAUUUCAAAUCGGACAGCUCAUGAGGAGAUAUUCACCCACACGCAAAGAUGCCGAAAACGAUACACUCCUAGCUCUUACCAUGACUCCAUCGGACCCAGACUUUCCCUUUGAGCUCGAAGGGCUCCAUUGCACCUUGACAAUUCCUAAUUCAUGGCCUCAGGAAGGCAAACCCUCCUUACGAGUCACCAACACUGAGAUGCCCCGGGGUUAUCAGAUCAAUGUUGAAAAGGGAUAUGAUACUCUGCUGGCGCAAUCUCCGCGUAAAACGCUGUUGGCCUUGAUGAACGAUUUGGACAGAAACCUCGAAAGAUUUUUGACUUCGGAAAAGGCUCAGACUAUCAAAAUCAUGGCGAAUGUCGAAAAGAAAGAGAAACCUUCUCAAGCUAUACCAGAAGUGGUGCCAUUUAUUGCACAAAUACCUGUUGCGCGCGCUCCACCCGCCCCAUCCUGGACUGCGCAGCAAAAGGCCGACGCUCAAACGAAGAGGCAAUCAGAAAUCCGGCAACUCGAAGCUCGUAUGGGUCGACUGCCAAACUUCUCCAAAAAUGCUGAUGCAACUUUCUUCAAUAUUCCGGUACAGAUUCCAAAGCCUGGUAGAUUGCCUGCGGAUCUGCAGCCACUCAAAGAGGUUGCUAUGAGGGUGCCCAAGCUGUAUAACUUGGAGCCCUGCACAGUUCAACUGAAAGGGAUAAGUGGUUCGGAGACGGAAAACGUUCAGUUCUCAUUCGAGAAACAUGCUCGCGAAAACCCGAAUCUGACACUCAUGGCACAUAUCAACCACUUGAUCCAGAAUAUACAUGUCAUGGUGUUGGAAGGGCCCGAAAAAUCAGCACCCCCGCCACCACCCUUGGCGGUCCCUCGGUCCAACUUCGAGCAAGCUAUCAUAGCCGGUGCAGAUGAAGUUGGAAAAGAGGAGGGUAUGGUUUUGGACGAAGAACGUCCUCACGUCAGGCUGGUAUCUCGCCCACCUGAAUGGGAUCAACAUGAUGAUUCGGACGGAUCGUCAGAGACAUCAUACGACUCAGACGACUACACAGAGUCGGAGAGUGAGGAUGAAGAGAAUGAGACCAACGACGGUGGUGGUGCCGCCCUACCUGCCACGUCAGCCCCAGCUGACAAGGGCAUUCAUCUCUCCUUCCCGGACCUAGAAUUGUAUAAUAUCGAACUCUUGACGCUCACCUCACUGUCUAUCUCAGUCAAGUGCCUUCGGUGCAAAACACCACUUGACAUCCACAACAUCAAAGCAAGCAACCAGGCUCAAUCGACCGUGAGCACCCGUACAGAAUCUUGUCCCAAGUGCACCACGCCCUUCACGGUGUCCUUUGCGCCGGAGCACAUGCACGCCAACUCAUCCCGCGCGGGUACCGUCGAUAUCACUGGCUGCACCAUCACCGACCUUCUGCCCAGCGUCUUCCAGCCCACCUGCUCGUCAUGCUCGGCGACCUUCCCAGUCCCGCCGGGCAUGAUAUCGGUGCGCAGUGACAAGCCAAUUCAAGUCUGCCGCUCAUGCCAUGCCAAAAUGAGCUUCACAAUCCCCGAGGUGAAAUUUCUACGAGUAUCGCACCACGCUGCUGCUCUUCCUCUACGUCGUCCCAAGAAGGAGAACCUUGGUAUCUCGGCCGGCACGCCCUUACCAAAUAAAGGCACCUGUCAGCACUAUAGGCACAGUUAUCGAUGGUUCCGUUUCGGAUGCUGCGGGAGAGUAUAUCCGUGCGAUCGGUGUCACGAUGCCGCGGAGUCCCACAUUAACGAGCAUGCUGACCGCAUGGUCUGUGGGUGGUGCAGUCGCGAGCAACGAUUUCGGUCGGAGGACUGUGCGCUUUGUGGGAGGAGUGUGAUGCGGCGGCGCAGAGCGACCGGCGGGUUUUGGGAGGGCGGUCAAGGUACGCGGGAGAAGAGGUUAAUGAGCAGGAAGGACAAGCAUAAGUACAAGCGUCCUCCGGGAAGUGCGGUGGGGAAGAAGGCGGACGGGAAGUGA
Molecule: messenger RNA, 2223 nt
Organism: Exophiala viscosa
Lineage: Eukaryota; Fungi; Ascomycota; Eurotiomycetes; Chaetothyriales; Herpotrichiellaceae
Exons: 1
Coding region: 1-2223 (740 amino acids)
Molecular function (GO): zinc ion binding
Source: RefSeq, a predicted model, not a curated record